AUGCUAAAGGGCAGCUUCCUUAAACUUCAUUGCUUUUCCAGAUUUCUUAAACAAGUGGGCACUGCUUACUUCGUGUACCCUGCUGCCGCUCAAAAUCGUUUUGAACACUGUCUCGGAGUAUGCCAUCUUGCUGGCUUGCUUGUCCAUGCCCUCCAAGCCCGCCAGCCUAGUUUGGGUAUCACCAAGAAGGAUGUAUUGUGUGUUCAGCUUGCUGGCCUGUGUCACGACCUGGGUCAUGGACCCUUCAGUCACCUGUGGGAAUGCUUUGUUAAGGAGGUCAAACCAGAGAAGGGCUGGAGGCAUGAAGAGGCUUCAAUCAAAAUGUUUGACCACUUGAUUGAAAGAAACAACCUUGAAGAUGAAUUCAGACGGUAUAAGUUGGAUGACAGGGACAUCAUAUUCAUCAAAGAGCUGAUUGGAAGACCAUACAAAGCUUCCUUUGGAGACUGGCCUUACAAGGGGCGACCCAGAGAAAAGGCUUUCCUCUAUGAAAUUGUGUCCAACAAGCGAUCAGGUAUUGAUGUAGACAAAUGGGAGUACAUUGUACGAGAUUCCCACAGCCUUGGUAUUAAGGUUACAUUUGACUAUCUCCGUCUUAUAAAGUUCUCACGUGUAAUUAAUGUGGAAGGAGAGGGGCCACAGAUAUGUGUGAGGGAUAAGGAAUGUGUUAAUCUAUAUGACAUGUUCCAUGCCAGACGUAUUUUGCAUAGAACUGCAUACCAGCAUAGAGUCACCAAAACAGUUGAUACAAUGUUUAUUGAUGCUUUUCUGCAUGCUGAUAAACAUGUAAAGUUUCGGGGAGAUGACGGGAAGAAAUACUGCCUUAGUGAUGCCUGUGACAACAUGUCAGCUUACACACUCCUCAAUGACAGUGUGAUCCACCUAAUCCUGCUAGCUGAGGGAGAGCAUCCAGAUCUUCUGAAAGCCAAGCAAAUUAUAGAAAAUGUACUUAGUCGGAAGCUCUACAUUUAUGUUGGCCACACUCAGCCCACUACAAAUGAUAUUAGUCAUGAAGAUCUCCUCCGUUCCUUGGAGAAAAACAUUCCAAAAGGAAGUUCGCUUACUCUUGACAAACUUGACAUCCAAGAAGUAAGGCUGAAUUAUGGCAUGGGCAGCCAGAAUCCCAUUGAGCAUGUGCGCUUCUACAGCAAGAGUGCCCCAAAUACUGCUAAAGUACUGAGGAAGGAAGAAGUUUCGGCUAUGCUGCCGCAAAGUUUCCAAGAGGUGAUGUUCCGCCUGGUAUGCAAAAGCUUUGAUGAAAACAUAUUCUUAGAAGCACAGAAAUUAUUCAUGGCAGCUUGUACGGAACUUCAGAUGAAGGAACCAUCAAUGGACUCCUGGCCAAGCCACUUAACUCCUGUCAAACGAAAUACUUCAAACAACAGCCAACAAACUGCAAAUGGAUCGAGGCCUUUGAAUAGAUCAGCUGUGACAAGUUUAACAUUUGAAACUUUAUGAAGGUUGUUUUAGUACUGCCCAGUCUAAGAAAGAUCUUUAGCAUUCAAUUUGUUUUAAAGAAGGAAAACUUGAAUGAUGUUGUAUAAACAUGUUAGCUAUAGAUUAUAAAAAAUCAGUCAAUCAUUCAGUAAGAAAUAAUGCCAGUGGGGGUGCUUAGCUGCAUCCACCCUUUGCAUCCACCAGGUCUCAGCCCAUAUGUAGCUCCCCACAGUAGAUCUGAUCAAUUUUACCAAGCCAUGACUUCCUAGCUUGUUCCACAUGUCUCCUUUACCUGGGGUUAUGUGAGGAACAGGUCUUGUGCUGUGCUCACUGUACAAUUGUUGGUCUGACAUGUGAUCCUGCCAACUGUACCCCAUGAUCCCUUGCAAAGACCUGUUACAAAAGGCAUCAAGUUGGUAACUUGGUCCUUCUGCACAAGGUCUGGUAUCCCCAAAUACUCAAUUGAUUGAGUUCAUGAUAGCUGCUGCCAGACCAUUCAGUCUACUGACUUUCUGGUCUGACAGCUUAGUCAUGAACUACAUUACCAAGGUAUAUAAAAGUCUAUGUGACCUCAAUAUCCUCAAUGAAAACAUGUUCCGACUGAGCAGGUUCUUCUAGCAGGCCAUCAAUUCUUGGAUGUUGUCUUGGUCCAGGAGACCAAGAUCAAAGGACUCCACUGCAUUCCUAAAUGCAUCUAGAGCCACCAGUAGUGUUUCCAGAGACUCCAGCAUAGUAACAUUGUCAGUGAUCUUGAUAGUGCCCAGUGUGAUACAUACACAAGGAUAGUGCCUAGUAGCCAGUCCAUGCAAGUGUUGAAAAGUGUAGGUGGAAGAUCACAGCCCUGCUUCACUCCUGAAUUCGCAGGGAAGAACUUAGAUAGGCCUGUUUGCAGCAUUUUCCAUAUCAGUAUACUGGCUUGAAAUUAAUUAAAUAAUUGUUGGUAAUUCAA
This is a messenger RNA of Penaeus vannamei (Pacific white shrimp), 2386 nucleotides long. The record is from RefSeq and is a predicted model, not a curated record. Lineage: Eukaryota; Metazoa; Arthropoda; Malacostraca; Decapoda; Penaeidae.